UUCGAACCUGGUCAUUAUAGAAUCUGUAAGCAAGAAUGACAGAUACACUUUUGACGAUGAUCGGCCUUCUCGCUCACUUUUAUGUCAAAGAAGCUUUACGCCACAUGUCACUUUAUAAAUAUUAAAUUUUCAUAGAAUUGUUCACAAAACUUAGAAAAUGAAACCUCUUAUGCUGCAAGGGCAUGAGCGUGCCAUCACGCAAAUCAAGUACAAUCGCGAAGGAGAUUUAUUAUUCUCUGCUGCCAAGGAUUCGAAACCCAAUGUGUGGUGGUCUUUGAAUGGAGAGAGGUUAGGCACUUUCAAUGGUCACGGAGGAGUAGUAUGGUGCCUUGACGUCGAUUGGCAGACUAUUAACCUCAUCACCGGGGGUGGUGAUAGUUCCUGCAGGCUUUGGGAUUUGGAAACUGGAAAGAAUAUAGCAACCGUAAAAACCAAUUCCUCUGUAAGAACAUGCAACUUUAGCUUUAGUGCAUACCAGGCUGCAUAUACUACAGAUAAGGCUAUGGGUCAUCCUUGUGAGGUGUUCAUGAUAGAUACUAGGACCAUUGAUGACUCGCUUUCAACUCAAUCCCCAAUCCUGAAAUGGGAAAUCACAGACUCAAAAGUUACAUCUAUGGUCUGGGGAACCUUAGAUGAAACCAUUAUCACAGGUCAUGAAGCCGGUGACCUUAUCCAGUGGGAUUUAAGGACUGGAAAGAAAGUGCACUCUGUCAAAGAGCACACACACCAAAUUAACGACAUGCAGUUGUCUAGAGAUGGAACCAUGUUCAUUACUGCUUCCAAGGAUCAAACUGCUAAACUAUUCGAUACCUCCUCACUUGAACUGCUUAAGGAAUACAAAACUGAGCGUCCUGUCAACUCGGCAGCUCUUAGCCCUAUCCUAGACCAUGUAGUUCUUGGUGGAGGUCAAGAUGCUAUGGAAGUAACCACAACUUCCACCAGACAGGGCAAGUUUGAUGCUCGUUUCUUCCACCUUGUCUUUGAAGAAGAAUUUGGCCGUGUAAAAGGUCAUUUCGGUCCCAUCAACAGUUUGGCAUUCCAUCCCGAUGGAAAAAGCUUUGCAUCUGGUGGUGAAGAUGGUUAUAUUCGUGUACAGAGUUUUGAUCAAUCUUACUUUGAUUAUACAUUUGAUUACAACCGGGAUUAAAUUAUUCAAAAUAAUAUAUAUCAGUAUUCAUUGGACACAUUCUCAUCAGAUAUUAUAUUCCAAACCAUAGUUGUUAAAAUAUUGGGACUUCUAUGAAUGGGACUUCAUUUUUUCAGGAAAGAAAUAAAUUACUUUAUAGUAAA
Danaus plexippus (monarch butterfly) is the source of this 1290-nucleotide messenger RNA. RefSeq names its product eukaryotic translation initiation factor 3 subunit I (gene eIF3i). Gene Ontology annotation, cellular component: cytoplasm; eukaryotic translation initiation factor 3 complex, eIF3m. Gene Ontology annotation, molecular function: RNA binding; translation initiation factor activity; protein binding. Gene Ontology annotation, biological process: cytoplasmic translational initiation. The record is from RefSeq and is a predicted model, not a curated record. NCBI's taxonomy places the organism in Eukaryota, Metazoa, Arthropoda, Insecta, Lepidoptera, Nymphalidae. The transcript is spliced from 5 exons. The coding region runs from base 158 to 1147 and encodes 329 amino acids.